Durio zibethinus is the source of this 3607-nucleotide messenger RNA. Its product is annotated as MDIS1-interacting receptor like kinase 2-like. Gene Ontology annotation, molecular function: ATP binding; protein binding; protein kinase activity. NCBI's taxonomy places the organism in Eukaryota, Viridiplantae, Streptophyta, Magnoliopsida, Malvales, Malvaceae. Gene Ontology annotation, biological process: protein phosphorylation. The record is from RefSeq and is a predicted model, not a curated record.
AUUAAAAUCAAAGAGAGGAUUGAGUCUUUUAGAUUGGUAAAGAUACUUUAAAGAUUAGCUAGCAACGGGGAAAGAUACUUGUCUUCUUCAAGUCAUCUAAACACGGUAUUGCAAGUCUAUGCACCCUAUUGCUGGGAAAAUGCAUUAUUCGUAUUUAUAAUUCCAUGACAUCUACUGAACAAUCAAUGACAACAAUUGACUAACAAAAAGUAGAAGAAGACCUCGACUACUCCAUCUUCAUAUAAAUUCAUUAGUCUCUGGAAAUCAUAACAUGCUACAACUGAACCUUUACCAGAUAUUCAAGCUAAAUAGACAUGGCCUCAUCCUUAACCAAUUCCAUUUUUCUAGGGGUGUUGUGGAGUGCCAUCCUUCUUUCCUUUGCUACAACCCUGUUAGCAGCAGUAUCUUCACUCGAAUCAGAAGCUGUGGCUUUGCUAGAGAGUGGCUGGUGGAGUAGCUAUAGCAACAAUAUUUCUCAACGUUGCAACUGGCACGGUAUUUCAUGCAACAAUGCAGGAAGCAUCACCGAAAUUAACCCAUCUGCUAACGUGAUUCAGGUUGGUGAUAGAUUUGGAAAAUUGAAUUUCUCUUCAUUUCCAAAUCUUGUCCUUCUUAAUCUUAGCGAUCGGAAACUUGGUGGAAAUAUCCCGCCUCAGAUAGGUGGUCUAUCCGCACUGAAGUACCUUAACUUGUCCUAUUGUGGGUUAUCUGGUGAGUUACCUUCUUCCCUAGGAAACCUAACCCAAUUAGAGUUUCUUGACAUUUCUUAUAAUGAUAACAUUAAUGGUUCCAUCCCUCCACAACUAGGGAAUUUGAAAAACCUGGUUAGUUUAAAUUUGAGUUGGAAUCAGUUUGCUGGUGUAAUCCCUUUUGAUUUGGGUCAAUUAACCAAUCUCAAAUCUCUGCUUCUCAGGGUCAACAAUAUUGAUGGAUCUAUUCCAUCAGAAAUUGGAUAUCUGACAAAUUUGAUUGAUUUGGAUUUCUCGGGCAACAUGCUUGUUGGUUUAAUACCUUUUACUCUGUAUCAAUUAACCAAUUUGGCAACUUUGUACCUUCAUAGUAACCAACUUGAAGGCUCCAUACCUCCAAAUGUUGAAAAUUUGAAGAACCUCAGAGUUUUAAGCAUCUAUGAUAAUAGAUUUACUGGUCUUAUUCCUCUAGCUUUAUGUCGUUUAACAAAAUUGGAAAUAGUUUACCUUUUAGAAAAUGAAAUCAAUGGUUCCAUUCCUUCAGAAAUAGGAAAGCUUAACAACCUCAAAUAUUUAUAUUUUGGAGCUAACAACCUUACUGGCCCAAUCCCUUCUUCUAUUGGUAAUUUAUCAAAAUUGCAGGCGAUGUCCCUUGGUUCAAAUCUUCUGGAAGGUCCUGUACCAAAAGAAAUUGGUAAUUUAGAAGCACUCAGGGUCUUGCACCUCUCCCAAAACAAAUUGAGUGGUUCAAUCCCUUCUUCUAUUUGUAAUUUAUCAAAACUGAAAGCAUUGUACCUUGAUUCAAAUCUUUUAGAAGGUCCUAUACCAAAAGAAAUUGGGAAUUUAGAAGCACUCAAGGUCUUGUACCUCUCCCAAAACAAAUUGAGUGGAUCCAUACCGGUUCAACUUGGUAAUUGCAAAAAUUUGUCAACACUGGAUGUCAGUUACAAUAACCUCUCGGGUAUUGUUCCUUUGUAUAUUGCUAAGUUGACAAACAAUUCCUUGAUUACUUAUAAAGGUGAUGGCGAUUGUUACUUUAUAAAUGACAAGGCGUUUGAUGGCAAUAAGGAUUUAUCACACUACGCCUGUCCCCCACAGACCAAGAGCGGUCGAACUCCUUACUACAUGAAAAUAGCCCUCCCCAUUGUCAUAUCCUCUGUUUUUCUUAUUCUGGGGUGUCUGUUAUUGUCUCGGUUUAAGGCUAAGAAAAACCAAGUUGGCCCACUAACAACAAAAAAUGGGGAUUUGUGCUGCUCAAUAUGGAACUACGAUGGGAAGAUAGCAUAUGAAGACAUUAUUGCAGCAACAGAAGAUUUUGAUAUUCGAUACUGCAUUGGAACUGGGGGUUAUGGAAGUGUUUACAAAGCACAACUACCUUGUGGUAAAAUAGUUGCUUUAAAAAAACUUCAUCGCCUUGAAGCUGAGGAUCCGGGUUUCGACAAGAGUUUCAGGAAUGAGGUGAAAAUUUUGUCUGAAAUUCGACAUCGAAAUAUUGUGAAGCUUCAUGGAUAUUGUCUACACCGGCGGUGCAUGUUUCUGAUAUAUGAAUACAUGGAAAGAGGAAGCUUGUUCUGGGUCCUAAGUAAUGAUGAUGAAGCUGUAGAGUUGAAUUGGAUAAAAAGAGUUGAGAUCAUCAAAUCCGUUGCUCAUGCCUUGUCUUACUUGCAUCAUGAUUGCACCCCUCCAAUUGUUCAUCGAGACAUUUCAAGUAACAAUAUUCUGCUAAACUCAAGCUUGGAGGCCUUUGUGGCUGAUUUUGGAACCGCUAGAAUGCUACAUCUUGAUUCAUCCAAUCUGACUGUUCUUGCUGGUACAUAUGGCUAUAUAGCCCCAGAAGUUGCCUACACAAUGGUUGUGACCGAAAAAUGUGAUGUGUAUAGCUUUGGAAUUUUGGCGUUGGAAACAUUAAUGGGAAAGCAUCCUGGAGAUCUCUUGUCAUCACCAUCUUCUUUGCAAAAUACCAAGCUAAUUGAUGUGUUAGACAAACGUCUACCACCCCCAACAAGCCAACUGGUUGCACAGAAUAUUGUUCAGGCCGCUACACUGGCAUUGGCAUGCUUAAAUCCGCUACCAAAGUCCCGACCAAUGAUGGAAGAAGUGUCCAAAAAGUUUGUUUCUUCCCAAAAAUCCUUGGGGAUUCCUCUCCGAAUAAUUACUUUAUCACAACUUGUGAACCAUGAAAUGCAUAUUGAAGGCAAGAAAGAAACUUGUCAUGUUUAAUUAAAGCUGCUUGUUUAUAACUAAUUUCAUUUGUAAUUCAUUGUGACACAACACAAGAAUGUGCCUCAAAGAGAGAUAGCUGGUUCCAUGGGAAAUAAUUAGAAACCAGCAACUGUCUUGCUCUUUCUGUUUCCCAUGCUUGAAUUUAUUUUGUUCAAAAUUACUGGUUGUUAUAUUCUAUGACAUAAAUCAACUUAAUGAAGGUCUCAGGUCUUAAAGAUAGAUUUUCCAUAAUUACGGUUGUUAUUUGAUAUUAUCUAAUCUAUUUAUUUCUUUUUAGAUAUCUAAUUGUUAAAAUUAGAUAAAAAAAUUAGGUAAUUAAAUUCGAUAAUUUUUAUUUUGUGUAGGUAUGUUUAUUCUCCAUCAGACCCCUUGCCAUCCCUUCUUUUUUAAACUAAAAUGCUUUCCUUCGCCACCUUUUCGAAAAUAUACCACAGCCAUUGCCAGAGGACUGAGAUUUUCGUAUCUCUGUAGAAAAUUCAACCUCAUUUGGAUGCACGCAGCGAAAAUGCAUUCUGGACUUAUAGUUACUAGGGAAUGAGUCUUGCAGACAGAAACUAUAAAAGAUGAGAAAUUUCGCAGAAAGAUUUGCAACGAAGGAUGAGAAAAUAGAAAUAACCCAUUUGAAGUAAAGACUGGGCAAAAGUAGAACUGUACUGAAAAUGUUAAUCUGAUCCUUUGCAUGUGCCUAUCCUGUU